GGGCAGAGCCCGGCCGGCCGGCCGGCGGGGGGAGGGCUGCAGCAGGGCCCGGGUGCGCGUUGCUGACGGUGUUUUUAACCCCUAGAUGGUCUCUAGCGAGCCGCCGCUGCUGCCGGUGUCACUGGAGGGCGAGUUCUCCAAUAGCAUGAAGGAGAUGAUCGGCGGCUGCUGCGUGUGCUCCGACGAGAGGGGUUGGGCCGAGAACCCGCUCGUCUACUGCGACGGCCACGGCUGCAAUGUCGCAGUGCAUCAAGCUUGCUAUGGAAUUGUGCAAGUACCCACUGGACCUUGGUUUUGCAGGAAGUGUGAGUCUCAGGAAAGAGCAGCCAGAGUGAGAUGUGAGUUAUGCCCUCAUAAAGAUGGUGCUUUAAAAAGAACAGAUAAUGGGGGUUGGGCUCAUGUGGUUUGUGCCCUGUACAUUCCCGAGGUGCAGUUUGCAAAUGUUUCUACAAUGGAACCUAUCGUGUUGCAGUCUGUUCCUCAUGAGCGUUAUAAUAAGACGUGCUAUAUUUGUGAUGAACAAGGCAGAGAAAGCAAAGCAGCCACUGGUGCUUGCAUGACAUGUAAUAAACAUGGAUGUCGACAAGCUUUCCAUGUAACAUGUGCUCAGUUUGCAGGACUGCUUUGUGAAGAAGAGGGCAAUGGUGCAGAUAAUGUCCAGUACUGUGGCUACUGUAAAUACCAUUUUAGUAAACUGAAAAAGAGCAAACGGGGAUCUAAUAGGUCAUAUGAUCAAAGUUUAAGUGAUUCUUCCUCUCACUCUCAGGAUAAACAUCAUGAGAAGGAGAAAAAAAAACAUAAAGAAAAAGACAAACACAAACAAAAAUACAAGAAGCAAUCGGAAUCCUCACCAUCUUUGGUUCCAUCUCUUACUGUAACUACAGAGAAAACCUACACAAGUACUAGCAACAACUCAAUGCCAGGCUCCUUGAAGAGGUUGGAGGAUACCACAGCUCGAUUUACAAAUGCAAAUUUCCAGGAAGUCUCUGCACAUACUUCAAGUGGAAAAGAUGCUUCAGAGGCAAGAGGGUCAGAGAGCAAAGGGAAGAAAUCUGCAGGUCACAGCUCAGGUCAGAGGGGAAGAAAGCCUGGUGGUGGAAGGAAUCCAGGAACAACUGUGUCGGCAGCUAGUCCUUUUCAGCAAGGUAGUUUUUUGGGGACACCUGGCAGUAUAAAAUCAUCUUCUGGAAGUUCAGUACAGUCACCCCAAGAUUUCUUGAGCUUUACAGAAUCAGAUCUACGUAAUGACAGCUAUGCUCAUUCCCAGCAGACUUCAUCAACCAAAGAUGUACAUAAAGGAGAGACUGGAAACCAAGAAGGGACUGUGAAUUGUUUUAGUUCCUUAAUUGGCCUCUCAUCAUCCUCAGCUGUUGUUUCCCAGUCUAAAAGUUUUGACAGCUCACCUGGUGACUUGGGUAAUUCAAGCAUUAUUUCAACAGGAUACAAGCGAGCUCAGACUUCUGGGAUAGAAGAAGAGACUGUAACAGAAAAGAAACGGAAGGGAAAUAAGCAAAGUAAACAUGGGCCUGGUCGACCCAAAGGAAAUAAAAGUCAGGAGAGUAUUUCCCACCUAUCGGUGUCUUCUGCUUCCCCAACUUCAUCUGUGGCAUCUGCUGCAGGCAGUGCAACAAGUUCUAGUCUUCAGAAAUCACCAACAUUGCUCAGGAAUGGCAGUAUACAAAGUCUUAGUGUUGGCUCAUCUCCAGUGGGGUCAGGUAUUUAUAGCAGCAAUGAUGUAGCAGUAUCAUUUCCAAAUGCAGUAUCUGGCUCAGGAUCUAGCACUCCAGUUUCCAGUUCUCAUUUACCUCAGCAGGCUUCCAGUCACUUGCAGCAAGUGGGAGCUUUAUCACCUUCAGCCACACCUUCUGUAACUACUGUUGUUGCUGCAACUCAGGCAAACAGUCUACCUGGAUCUUCCCUCAGUUUGCCUUCAUCCCACAUGUAUGGCAAUAGACUGAAUCCUAAUUCAUCAAUGGCAGCACUUAUAGCUCAGUCUGAAAACAGUCAAGCAGAUCAAGAUCUUGGAGAUAAUAGCCGCAGCCUUGGCAGGGGAGGUUCACCCAGAGGAAGUCUCUCACCACGAUCGCCUGUAAGCAGCUUACAGAUUCGCUAUGAUCAGUUGGGGAACAGUAGUGUGGAAAACUUGCCCCCAGUAGCUGUCAGCAUAGAACAGCUUUUGGAGCGGCAGUGGAGUGAAGGACAACAGUUUUUAUUAGAGCAGGGCACCCCAAGUGACAUUUUAGGAAUGCUGAAGUCAUUACACCAACUUCAAGUUGAAAAUCGACGGCUAGAGGAACAGAUUAAAAGUCUAACUGCAAAAAAGGAGCGACUUCAGCUACUAAAUGCACAGCUUUCAGUUCCCUUUCCAACAAUAACUUCAAACCCCAGCCCAUCUCAUCAAGGGCAUACGUUUCCAGCACAAGCUGCACCUAGCACUGAUUCCUUGAACAGCAGUAAGAGUCCUCAUCUGGGAAACAGUUUUUUACCUGACAAUUCCCUUCCUGUAUUAAAUCAGGAGAUAACCUCCAGCGGACAAAGCACCAGCAGUUCAUCAGCCCUUUCCACUCCACCACCUGCUGGGCAAAGUCCAGCUCAGCAAGCCUCAGGAGUCACAGGAGUUCAACAGGUCAAUGGUGUGACGGUGGGGGCACUAGCUAGUGGUAUGCAGACUGUAACAUCCACCAUUCCUGCAGUGCCUGGUGUGGGUGGAAUAAUUGGAGCUUUGCCAGGUAACCAGCUGGCAAUCAAUGGAAUUGUAGGGGCUUUAAAUGGGGUAAUUCAGACCCCUGCCACAAUUGCUCAGAACCCCUCUCCUCUCACUCAUGCAACUGUGCCACCUAACGUAGCGCAUCCUCUGCCAACAACACUCAAUAACAGUGCCUCUGGACUAGGGUUACUUCCUGACCAACAGAGACAACUUCUGCUCCAUCAGCAGCACCAGCAAUUUCAGCAGUUAUUGAAUACUCAACAGCUCACAUCAGAACAGCAUCAGGCCCUUCUCUAUCAACUGGUACAGCAACAGCAUCACCAACACCAACACCAUCAGUCUGAAGUACAAUUGCAGAUACCAGGAGCAACCCAGAUACCCAUAAAUAACUUGCUUUCAGGCACUCAGGCAUCACCUCUUCAUACAGCUACUACCAACCCAUUUCUUACAAUUCAUGGAGAUAAUACAGCUCAAAAAGUGACGAGGAUUAAUGAUAAAACUGGACCAGUUGCACCAGAGAAGAGUUGACAUUUGAGAAAUAUUUGAGAACUGCAUACCAUGCUGUUAAAGCACUUCAUCUGGCUGCUAACCGCAGUCUUACUUUCUGCAGAUGCAAGGAUGCAAACUAGCUGCACAGCAAAAGAUUAAUCUUCACAAGGACAUUGUUGUAAGGCUUUGAUUUACUUUCUUGUUGCACUGAAAGGAAACUUCUUUUCCAAAUUUCACAGACUAAAACAUUAUUGCAAACCAUAAUUAAUUUGUCAAUUUGACAAUAUUAAAUGCAACAGAUUCAACCAUGGAAAAAUUAUCUGUGGUGCUCAUCUUAUAUUUUUGUUAUAAAUUGGAGAGCUAGUAAAUUGAAAAACACCUAUUCCAGUCACAUUUUACUUGGGUUUGAAGUUGUCUUAAGCAAAACCAAAAAACCCUUAACCCAGCCCACCUAAUCUUUUGCUGCAGCUGCAAUAUGCUUUCAGACCCAGGUUGUAAUGGUUGUCUGGACUGCCUAUUAGUUGUUUUUCUUUUACAAAUAUGUUUUAAAAUUUGACUUGUGAUGCAAAGGAUAUAGUUCUGAACUUUUUACUCCAUCAAAUUCUAUUGGCCCAUAAUGGGAAUUCUGCCAGAGUAAGUUUCAAGAUGGAGUCCAAAGGUUGUUAACUUUGGUUUGGGUUUUUGGAGUUCUGCGGUUGCUGGAGAAACUAAAUCAAUUAAAACAAACAAACAUAAAAACCCUUGCCAGAUCAAAAGGCCAAUCUGGAAAAUAUCAGAUGUAUAUGGCCUAAACUAAGUGCCUGUUGCUACCUCCAUUUUGUUUAAAUGGCUGCAGACAGCUGAUCAUGCACUAGACAAGUCCUUAUAAGCAGCAGGAAUAUUUGAUAUUGCACCAGCAGCCUUCCCCAUUGUUCUGCCUUUAUUAGAAGUGUUUUUGCCACUGUAGAUAGCUCAGGCAAAUUGUUACCUGGGUCACUUCCACUAAUAACUUACCAAAAAAGUGAGUAUGUAGUUAACAUUUUCCACUGAAAUUUCAGUGCUUAAACUGGAUGAAUUUGUUUUAGAACACUUUCAUCUAGGACAGUUGAUCUCAUGGCAUGACUAUGCAGUAUGGCAGAGUAUAGGUUAAAAUUGGAGUAAUGACCAUUAAUUUGUAUUUAGAAAAGUGAAUUAUUAGUGGAAAAGACCCAGCUGUAAUUAGACCUCCACUGUGUACUUAAUUGGAAGAACAUGUUAAUUCUGCAAUAUGUCUCUUGGUUAAACAUUGCACAGUUCUUACCUCAUUUCUGUAAAUAAAGUUUUGUGAAUCUGUUUUGUAUUGUGAAGAAUUCAUAAGAAAACAUUGAUAUUUUGAUUUGUAAUAUUUCUAAUUAGUACAUUUAAUUGAAAAAGUAAAAAUAAUUUAUUUUUAUAUGUUUCGGGGAAUUUUAAAAAUUGUCACAAAUCACUUUUGUAGAUACUUUACAAAAGUAAAUCAGUGUGGUUUAUUUUACUUAUUUAACCCACUGAUUAAUAUUCUGUAACGAUUUGUACAAAUGGUAAAAUGGAAAUGUGCUGUUAUUUUGCCUAGAUGUAAAAUUCCAAGUGUAUGAAAAGAUAUGUACAAAGCUUUUGUUAAUAAAUUUUAAUAAUGUUUAUAGUUGUACAUGUCACUGCUGUGAGAGGGAUUUUUGCUAAAAGCUGUGGGACAUUCUUUCUCCUUUCAGUUCAGUUCAUAUACCAUGAUUGGCAGGAUUUUAGUAUUUGUUGUAACUGUAAUAAUCAGACAUCAAAUUAUACUAAAUUUGUUUACAACAACCA
Gavialis gangeticus (Gharial) is the source of this 4996-nucleotide messenger RNA. It is a transcript of the gene MLLT10, whose product is annotated as myeloid/lymphoid or mixed-lineage leukemia; translocated to, 10. The transcript is spliced from 20 exons. The record is from RefSeq and is a predicted model, not a curated record. Gene Ontology annotation, molecular function: histone binding; nucleosome binding. Lineage: Eukaryota; Metazoa; Chordata; Crocodylia; Gavialidae. The coding region runs from base 86 to 3235 and encodes 1049 amino acids. Gene Ontology annotation, biological process: regulation of transcription by RNA polymerase II. Gene Ontology annotation, cellular component: nucleus.